Messenger RNA from Trichobilharzia szidati, 1032 nucleotides. NCBI's taxonomy places the organism in Eukaryota, Metazoa, Platyhelminthes, Trematoda, Strigeidida, Schistosomatidae. The record is from the annotation of a GenBank genome assembly.
CGCUAAAACGUGUACACAUAUUCGACGUCGAAGUCAGAAUGAGGUUGACAGAUGUAUUCGCAGUUGUCUGCAUCCUGCUGUACCAUGUUGCGACAAUUCAAGGUCUGAGAUUUAAACUGAAGAACGGUGUAACAAAAUGCAUCCAAGAUGAAGCUCAUAAGGACAUAAUUGUUCAUGGGGAAUAUGAAGUUACUUCUCAUAACCAAAUUUGUCAUAUCAAAGUCCGUGAUGCGAAAAAGCAUAUUCUGUACCAAAGGGAAAAUAUAAAGAAUGGAAAAUUCGCCUUUACUACAGAAAACUUUGAAAUAUUUGAAGUGUGCUUUGAAAGUCAACCAAGCAAUGAUGAACAGGAACAAGAAGUUUUCCUUACCAUUAAACAUGGUACUGCAGCCAAAGACUUUGAAAUGCUUGCCAAAGCAGAAAAGCUACAGCCAAUUGAAGUAGAGCUUAAGAAACUUGAAGGUUUGGCUGAUGAAAUUGUUCAAGAAUUUACUCUCAUGCAUGCUAAGAGUGGUGCAAUGCGAAACAUUAACGAAUCCACUCACAAAAGAGUUCUUUAUUUCUCAACACUUUCAAUGAUUAUCCUCAUUGGUUUCGCAUGUUGGCAAGUUUUGUAUUUGAGGCGUUAUUUCAAGUCCAAGAAGCUAAUUGAAUAAAGCAUGGGUCAAACGCUCAUCACUCUGUUGGCUCUUACUGUAUAUGCCUCACAGAUAUUCCCUUGUGGCUUUGUGAACGCCUAACACAUGACGAUUCUUGUACAAAUUUUUAUCUCAUAGACAUAAGAAUUCCUCUAUUGAGUGCUGGUUUUAUAUCUUACUUGGUAUCUGUAUGUAAAAUUUAUUGUUGUUUAGUUAGCAAUAUCGUGAUAAUUAGUCACAGUUAAUUAUUAUGUAUUGUUUUUUGACUUUCCUCAGUAAAUAUGUUUUUAAAAUACGGUGUUUUUCAAUACACCUUAAGUAUCACAGUCUAGUCCUACGUUCUGCCUCACUAUCGAAAUAGAUGACAACAAUCACUCAAUUAUAUGAAAAUCAC